AGUGUGAAGGCUACAAAGUUCUGGACAGCGCUGACAGGAAGAAUACCUACGCUUUGGGCGGAAUUGCAUGUGACGACGAAAUAGAAGAAGCGUGGUACCGCUUCACAGGAGCCGCAGGCUCAAAGAUGCCAGGGUCACCAUCAAAUGAAAAGAUAUGUGGCACGCAUGCACCAGGGUGGCUGAAUGGACGACAUCCAUCCGUUGCUGAGGGAAAGGUAUCUAGAGAAGUCUGUUUCAACUGGGUUGGCAAAAAUUGUUUCUUUAAAGCCAACAUUGAAGUACGAAACUGCGAAUCGUUCUUUGUCUACAAACUGGUGAAAACGCCCGAUUGCAACCUCCGUUAUUGUGGCAGUGACUAGAAGAAGCAUGUCAUAGGCGUAGGGCUGAACCUUACAAUCAGAUUUACCAGAAUUUUACCAGGGAAAGAGAAAAUAUACUUAUAUCAGCCUUAUAAUACUUGAUAUCAGCUGGCAACAAAAGUUCUUUUUGUAAUGUGGAAUUAAAUGAUUAAAAAGGGAAAUAAAGAAUGAUGGUAGAUGUGCGGA
Pocillopora damicornis (cauliflower coral) is the source of this 545-nucleotide messenger RNA. RefSeq names its product pancreatic secretory granule membrane major glycoprotein GP2. Lineage: Eukaryota; Metazoa; Cnidaria; Anthozoa; Scleractinia; Pocilloporidae. The record is from RefSeq and is a predicted model, not a curated record.